CGAUCCAGCGCCUCCCCUGUCCCUCCUCGAUUCCCACCGAACAACCCAAUCAAUCCAUCGAUCCAACAUCGUUGAUCCCUCGAUCCAAGAGCUCUUGCCCGAGGCUCCAAGCUCCCCUGCCUCCACGAACACGAGCGCCCAGGGCCUUGUGCCCCUGCCGUCCUAGCAACAGCAGCAACAACCUCGCCAGAGAUGAGUUCCCCGCUGUGACCUGCUCCCUUCCUUCCCCAUCUGCUCUCUCUUUUUCUCUCUCUCUCUCACGCUGCUCUCUCUCUGUUGUCCUCGCAGUGCCGCCAUGGAGACCCCAGCUCCAACCUGUAGUAGCUGCGCUGCCGGAGUCGCCAUCACCUCGUCCCCUCGUCCAGUUCCUGGUGUCCGGGUCAUCUCCCCGUCGUCGCCAUCUUGCUGUCAUGGCGCGGUUGUGCUCGAAGAGAUGCCCGUGUCGCUUUGGCCGUGCAUCCCAGCCGCGCCCCAUCAACCGCGCCAAGUCCCUCAUCGCGCCGCGCCCGUCUUCCUCCUCGUCGCACCGAUCCAGGAGGAUCGACCUCGCCUGCCUCCCGCGCAUCACUCCUCUUCUGCCGAAUCUUGAGCCGCCCCCGUCGCCCUCUGCUUCGCGCUGCAUCCCGCGCCUCGAUCUUCCCCAAGACCGGCCGGAUCCAUCUUCCCGCGCCCGGAUCCGCCCGUUCCAGCCGGUUCCCGCCGACCCUGUCGCCAGAACCUUCCCUGGCGCCGUCUUCUACAUCGCCAUGACCCUGCUGCUGCUUUUGUUCUUCGUUCUUCAGUAACGAGUAGCAGCAGCUCGCUCGGUAGAGCCGCACGUUGACCGCGACCCCAAGGCCCAGCGACCUCAUGCCUCGCCUGCUCGUGGGCCUCUGCUUCCCCGCCGGCCUGUUGGCCCAAUGUGAGCAUAGCACAGCCCCCUCUCCUAUGCACUAUUGGCCCAGCCUGCAUAUUCGGCCCGCAUGUGUUUUUUUCCUUGUCUCUGCGAAUUUAGUAAUUAUCCAGGAUCUACAGAUUUGCAGAAAAGUCCCUCUUGUUCAUGCAUUUGGUAUCUCACAAACCAUGUAUCGGAUUAAAAUGUUUUAAACAUGUAAAAUGCUUAGAAUUUUAUCUAGUUUCAUAAUAUGCUGCUUUCAUCCAUGUUUAAAAUGU
Messenger RNA from Aegilops tauschii subsp. strangulata, 1152 nucleotides. The record is from RefSeq and is a predicted model, not a curated record. NCBI's taxonomy places the organism in Eukaryota, Viridiplantae, Streptophyta, Magnoliopsida, Poales, Poaceae.